This is a messenger RNA of Plenodomus lingam JN3, 177 nucleotides long. NCBI's taxonomy places the organism in Eukaryota, Fungi, Ascomycota, Dothideomycetes, Pleosporales, Leptosphaeriaceae. The record is from RefSeq and is a predicted model, not a curated record.
AUGACAUGCAAUCCCAAAAUAGUGACUGAUGGGCAUGAAAUUACUGUACACAUAAAGACCAUAGAUCUGAAACGAAGGAAGCAGAUCACUGCCAAUGGAUGGCAAACGGAGAAUAGAGAGGGCACGAAAGAGGGGGAUGGUGACCAAGGCGCAGCAUGGCGGAGGAUCGCUGAGUAG